This is a messenger RNA of Paraglomus occultum, 2151 nucleotides long. The record is from the annotation of a GenBank genome assembly. NCBI's taxonomy places the organism in Eukaryota, Fungi, Glomeromycota, Glomeromycetes, Paraglomerales, Paraglomeraceae.
AUGACCACGGCCUCCGCGCCAGCGACACCAACUGAAUGCGGAAAUACCUUCAUACGACACACUAAGAAUACAAUAGCUUCCCUUUCGUCAAGACAUAAAGAGAUUCUUGACCAAAUAACCCAGCUGCAGCAAUCUCAAUCACAAGCACUCACUGAUAUAAAUAACCGGAUAGAAAACAUCGCACCGCGUGAUAUAAGCGAUUCGGAAAAGGAUAUUGAUACUCUAGUAAACAAUCUCAAAUCACGACGAAGACGAAGUAGUGCACAGCAGCAAUCCGUUUCUUCUAUCCCACAACUUGAAUUUUCUUUGAAGGAGGACAAUCGAGGUUCUAUGCAAAAAACAGCCAAACAAGUUACUCAUCGUCUAAAUAAGGAGCAAAAUGCUGAUUUAUUGAGUACGGGGGAAUUGGAUUUGAAGUAUCUUUCUGCAGAGAAUAAUAAUACAACAGACUCGGAUUCCUGUGAUGAUACUAUAAGCAAUAAUCUAGAUAACAGUAAUGCUAAGGAUACGAAUGAGACUAUUAAUCGGAGAGCUAAUAAAUUACAGCCCGGUUUAACCAUAAAUACAAAAUCUUUAAACUCUAAACGUCGUCCUCUUACACCCGAGUCAUCGGAUUCAGAAUUUGAUAUGGCGAGUGCUCAUUUACAGAUUACUCCAUCUUUGAUGGGUAAGGGUUCAUUGCGACGACGUUACGGAACUGACAAUAACCAAUUAGAUUUCAGCAACCGCAGUCGUCCAGCGAGCAUGCUUUACACUUCCAUGGAAGAAAUUGAAGAAGAAGCAAGUCCAUUCUCUGAUAAUGGUGCUGGUGAGGGAAGCAAAGCCAUACUACCCGCCAGUAAGUUGACUACUGCUUCUGUGAAUGGACGAAGACUAUCUUCGCUGCAAAAGUUUUCGAAAGAUAGCGGUGACAUUACUUCAAGAAUAAAUAGAACGACUGGACGACGUCCCGAUGAUCGUCAUGCAUCAACAGAGAUUGCUGACGACAAUAGUAGUGUUGUUUCGGGAGAAUCCUUACUGGAAGAAUUAGGAAACUUAAAAUCACGCAUUCAAAGACUUGAAUCUGAACAUAUUGACUCCCCUAUCGAUCGUCGACGUCGACGUUUCGCAUACGACAUGAUGUCGCCGAGCGUGACAUCUCCUAAUGACUCACAAGGUACGAGUUCAACAGCCACUAGUUCGUCAAGUCGCUCUACUGUAUCCGCUCAACAUCAGAAGCAUUUGCAAAAUGCUUUCGAAUUCUUUGAAAAGGCCUUUCCGACAAUGAUAUCACAAUCGACUGAAGAUGCAUCUCCGGCACCCUCACGAUCUAUGGCGAUGGUUGUGUCAACUGCGCUACUAUUGAAUCAGAGGUUUCGUAGUAUAUUGGCACAACCAGAUAUGGAUCCUCAAAAUUUUGAAAGGACCAUGAAGGACUUGCUGAAGACUAGUGAUGAACAGGUACGCAGUUUGACGGAGUGUUUGCUCGCAUUGGGGCCAUUAGCACAGAGAGCUUAUGCAGUAAGGAAGAUUACUACAGAGAGAAAUUAUCAACAAAAUGUGCAAAAUGGGCGUUCCUCAACGAGUUCCUCGAUCUUGGGAGUCCCUACAGCGACUCAUACGAACAGAUCUGUAUCUCCGUCGCUGGCAUCUUCGAUUUCGCGUCUUCCGAUAGCUAACGGCUCGACUCAGGAAAUUCAAACAUCAUAUCAUGAAAUGCAACAAGGAACCGAACAGGGUGAUCAAGCUGACCGACGAACUUCUCCAGUUUCUUCUGCCGGUCCAACUUCACCAACAUUAUCUUAUUAUGGUGGUUCCCGGACUACAUUACGGUAUAAUCGUUCUGCGUACCAAGUUUCUGCAAACUUACCAUCAGAGUCAGUCAAUGAUUUUCAGCAGCCAUCACGACGUACUCUUGAAUCUCGAGAACGUCGAUCCCGUCGGUCUUCUGGUGGUUCUAUCAGUUCUUUUUCAGGAACUCUACCCUCAUCACCAUCUCCACCACCUUUACCAACCCAAAAUGAACAUGAGUCGACGACGCAGAGUCCCCGCCCGGUAGUGUUUUCUGUCGUGGAACUUUGUGUUAAAGGAAUAGGUGACAGUAUAACAUCUCGUAUUCAGGCUAAAUUCCUGCUUUCUCUAAUUAAAAAGGGAAAGAGCUAUAAUUGCUGA